UCCGCCAAAUCCACUCUUUUAACGUUCUUGCGCACUGUGCGCUGCUAUGUCGAAGCCACUGGAUUCGCACAUAGAGAGGGUUCUGUGGAAUGAAGACCAAAUCUCCGAUCGAGUCACGGAACUCGCCUCUCAAAUCACCGCCGAUUUUUCCGGCACUGCUUCUCCAAUCCUGGUAGGCGUGGCCACCGGAGCUUAUCUGUUUCUGGCGGACCUUACCCGGCGUAUCCCUCUGCCCAUCACCGUUGAUAUUGUUCGAUCCCAAUCCUAUGGCUCGGGCACCGUAUCUAAUGGACGACCUACCAUUUCCCUCGACCUCAAAGUCGAUGUUCGCGGCAAACAUGUCAUUCUGGUUGAGGACAUUGUGGACACAGGAAGCACUGCUGCUUGUCUGAUUGAGUAUUUGGAGUCCAAAGGAGCAUCCUCUGUAUCAAUGUGUGCUUUGCUCGAUAAACCAGCAAGGCGAAAGGUCCAUUUUGAAGUUUUCGGUGACGGCAAGUUCUAUCGGGGAUUUGAGUGCCCGGAUUCUUUUGUGGUUGGUUACGGAAUGGACUUUGAUGAGCGAUACAGAAAUUUGCCUUACGUUGGUGUCUUGAAGCCUGAAUAUUACAUGUGAUUGGAUUUAUGGCUUGGAAAGGACAUAGCAGCCAGCAAGUGUUAUUAUUCAUAAACUUGUGGGAGAAAGGAGAAAUAAAUAAUGCUUCAUCCCUUCGUAGACUGUGGUGAAAAUUUUAUACAUAUAGACCAUUAUUUGUUGCGACUGGGGUUGGUCCUGUCGUGCUAUUUUCUGAAUUGUGAUUACUAAUGCUGUUGAUGAUUUUAGCCUUUUAGGAAUUCUUUGAUCUUUUCUAUUCUAUGGAAUCGUCAGCCGUCUAUAUUCGUGGUUUGUCUGGCUU
Messenger RNA from Tripterygium wilfordii, 893 nucleotides. Its product is annotated as hypoxanthine-guanine phosphoribosyltransferase. The transcript is spliced from 3 exons. Bases 47 to 613 code for a protein of 188 amino acids. Gene Ontology annotation, biological process: IMP salvage; hypoxanthine metabolic process; purine ribonucleoside salvage. Lineage: Eukaryota; Viridiplantae; Streptophyta; Magnoliopsida; Celastrales; Celastraceae. Gene Ontology annotation, molecular function: magnesium ion binding; hypoxanthine phosphoribosyltransferase activity. The record is from RefSeq and is a predicted model, not a curated record.